Messenger RNA from Arachis duranensis, 1329 nucleotides. Its product is annotated as probable WRKY transcription factor 13. Lineage: Eukaryota; Viridiplantae; Streptophyta; Magnoliopsida; Fabales; Fabaceae. Gene Ontology annotation, molecular function: sequence-specific DNA binding; DNA-binding transcription factor activity. Gene Ontology annotation, biological process: regulation of DNA-templated transcription. The record is from RefSeq and is a predicted model, not a curated record. Bases 307 to 1080 code for a protein of 257 amino acids. The transcript is spliced from 3 exons.
UUCCCUUUUUCAACAUUUUCAGCUAUUUGUUACUUUCAAACAUUGUUUGUUUUAUUCUAAAUCCAAGAGAUUAUCAAUUCCCCCAUCACAUGUUUAGAAUAUAGCAGAGAGAGAGAGGGGCAAAGAGCAAAAGGGAAAGUUAUUGGGUUUUGUAAACACUAUAUAUAAGUUAUAGUGUAAUAGCUUCCAAAAAUAGAGAGAGAAAAAAACAUUCUUGCUCCUCACAAAGAUCAUCAUCAUCUUUCUAUAUAUAUAUAUAUUGGAUCAUCAUCUUGGUACUAAUAGUAAUAAGUAGGAGUUAUUAUUAUGAUGUCAACAACAACAACUUCACAAACUAUGGUUAAUAACCAAAGCUUAUUUGGGGAGCAAGAUCAUCAUGAUAAUGAGAAUAUGGCUACAGAAAUGGGAUUUCUUCCUCUUCUACCAACAAACAUGAUCUUCCCUACUUCUCCUUUGGGAUGCAAUCAACAACAACCCUGCUACUCGUUAUUGAAACCCUUCUCUUCCAUAUUAUCUCCAAAUUCACUUGCAUCUGAUCAAGCUGAUUCAACAUCAAACCUAACCGCUGAAACCCUACUCGCAACUGAUGCGCAACAAAAAUCAGGAUUGGACCUCACCUCUACAACUUUUCUUGGACCUCAGUUCCUAUCUUUGAACAGAUCCACUAUAAGUAAUCCAUGGGCAACGGGAGAAGUACCUGAUUGCUUCAGCAGUAAAAGAAAUGUAGUAGAUAAUCAUCAUCAUCAUGUGGGGGUUCCUACCAUUAAGAUGAAGAAAAUCAAGGGAAGACGAAAGGUUAGAGAGCCUAGGUUUUGCUUCAAGACUAUGAGCGAUGUAGAUGUCUUGGACGAUGGCUACAAAUGGAGGAAGUACGGUCAAAAAGUGGUCAAGAACACACAGCAUCCCAGAAGCUACUACCGUUGCACACAAGACAAUUGUCGCGUAAAGAAACGUGUGGAGCGCUUAGCUGAGGAUCCAAGAAUGGUGAUAACAACAUACGAAGGAAGACAUGCACACACUCCAUCCAAUGAUGUUGAAGACUCUCAACCUCCCUCUCAACUUACCAACUUCUUCUGGUAGUAGUCAUAUAUAUACGAUGAUCAUCAACACCAACAUCAAAAUUUAUAUAUUUAUAACUUAUAAUAUGAUGAAUGUUGUACGUUGCAUAUUUUUAUAUGUGUAGCUUCCAAAGGGUGUGCUUGGUAGAGAUGAAAUUGGAGUAGGUAGAGAGGGAAUUGGUGAAGAGGCAAAAUUUACCAUAUAAUGUGCAUGUUUUUGGAUUUUAUGGAUGCAUGCACAUGUAUAUAUACUCUUCUCCAUAUAUAUAUA